Messenger RNA from Cadophora gregata, 2403 nucleotides. RefSeq lists its product as uncharacterized. The transcript is spliced from 5 exons. NCBI's taxonomy places the organism in Eukaryota, Fungi, Ascomycota, Leotiomycetes, Helotiales, Ploettnerulaceae. Gene Ontology annotation, biological process: transmembrane transport. The coding region runs from base 1 to 2403 and encodes 800 amino acids. Gene Ontology annotation, molecular function: oligopeptide transmembrane transporter activity. The record is from RefSeq and is a predicted model, not a curated record.
AUGGUUCGUUUUUGGGGAAAAGAGAAGGACACGGGUAUGUCCUCUGCCGUGGAGCCGGGCUCUCCUGGUGCAGAAGGCAACAUCGACGCAGAUAUCAUCCAGCGAGAUAUCAAAGCUUUAAAAGUCUCUGCCAAAUGGGAUCCCAACUUGCCUCGAGAGGCGGUCGACGCUAUCGACCAAGCCUAUCAGACCGGAGAUCUCGAGAAAAAGGCUGUCCUUGAGCAUACUCUGCUCGAGGAAGACUCGCCAUAUCCCGAGGUUCGUGCCGCAGUCAGAAAUUACGAUGAAGAUAUGCCAGCGAAUACUGUCCGAGCGUGGGUUAUUGGUAUGAUCUGGUGCACGAUUGGAAGUGGCGUCAACAUGCUCUUCUCUCUCCGUAAUCCUUCCAUCUACCUCACUCCGGUAGUAACAUUGCUGCUAUCGUAUCCAUUUGGUGUUGCGUGGACGUAUAUCAUGCCGACGAAGAAAUUCACGACCUUUGGCAGGACUUGGUCGCUGAACUCUGGCCCAUUUAACGUCAAAGAGCACACUAUCAUAGUCAUCAUGGCUAACGCAUCAUUCGGGGGCACAACUGCCUACUCCACUGAUGUGCUCCUUGCACAAGAGGUCUUUUACGGUCAGAAAUUUGGGUGGGGUUACCAACUCCUCCUGACGAUUACUUGUCAAAUGCUCGGCCUCGGUCUGGCGGGUCUCACUAGGAAGUGGCUCGUCGAACCAGCUGCCAUGAUCUGGCCUUCCAACCUUAUCAUCACGACGAUGUUCGAGACUAUUCACACCCGAAAGACUCCCGAUGCACUCAGGUCCGGCUCUUGGACGAUUGGACGUUACAAGUAUUUCCUCAUUGUACUUGUCGGUAUCUUCGUUUGGGAAUGGUUCCCACUCUGGAUUGCUCCUUUCCUGGGCGCAUUCACAUUCGUGUGCUGGGCUGCUCCCAAAAACGUCGUCGUGAACCAACUCUUCGGUGGCCAAACUGGACUUGCUUUAAUUCCAAUCACGUUUGACUGGACCAUCGUCACAGCUUUCUUGACCAGUCCCCUGAUCUUCCCCUUCCACGCGAUCGCUAAUACCAUGAUCGGUGUUCUUAUCUUCACAAUCAUCACUUCGCUUGGUGUCCACUACACCGGAGCAUUCUAUUCCGAAUAUCUGCCAAUGUCAACAGGUGGAAACUUUGACAACACUGGGUCCAGAUACAAUGUCUCUAAGAUUCUCACACCAGAAUAUACCUUGGAUCCUAAACUGUAUCAAGAAUACUCGCCAAUUUUCUUGUCAACAACCUUUGCACUCGCUUACGGUCUUUCAUUCGCAACAAUCAUCGCCGUCGUUGUGCACACAGCACUCUACGACGGACAAGAGAUCUGGGCAAAGUGGAAGGCUGCUCGAGGAGAAGGAGCUGAUAUUCAUCAACGCAUGAUGAUGAAAUACAAGGAAGCCCCUUGGUGGUGGUACGGCGUCUCUUUCUUAACAAUGUUCGCACUUGGUCUUGUAACUUGUCUGGUUUGGGACACACAUUUGACCUGGUGGGCAUUUAUCGUUGCUCUCCUGAUCUCCCUCUUCUUCUACCUCCCAAUCGGCAUCAUCCAAGCCACGACCAACGUCCAAAUCGGUCUCAACGUUAUCACCGAGUUCAUCAUAGGCUAUAUGCAACCAGGACGACCUCUCGCCAUGAUGAUGUUCAAGAUGUACGGCUACAUCACAGCAUACCAAGGCCUCUACUUCACCCAAGACAUCAAGCUAGCUCAUUACAUGAAAGUCCCUCAGCGCGUCACAUUCUGGGCCCAAUUCGUCGCCACCCUCUGGUCCUGCAUCGUCCAAAUCGCAGUCUACAACUGGGCCCUCGGCGCCAUCAACAAUGUCUGCAAACCCGAGCAAGCUGACAACUACACCUGUCCCAACGCCGGUGUUUUCUUCACCGCAUCAAUCAUCUGGGGAGUCAUUGGACCAAAACGUAUUUUCGGCUCCGAAGGUGUCUACAGCUCGCUCUCCUGGUUCUUCCUCGUCGGUCUCAUCGCCCCCAUCCUAGUCUAUCUCGCAGCCCGCAAGUGGCCCAAGAGCAACCUCCGCUAUAUCAACAUGCCCAUCAUCUUCGGUGGAACAGCAUAUAUUCCUCCCGCCACACCCAUGACCUACGCAACCUGGGGUAUCACCGGUACUGUCUUCAACAAGUUCAUCAAGGGCCGUCAUCGUGCUUGGUGGACGGAGUACAACUUCGUUACUUCCGCGGCGUUGGACAGCGGCACGAUUAUUUGUCUGCUGUUGAUUUUCUUUGCGCUGCAGUUGCCGAAUAAGGUUACGAGUCCGCAGUGGUGGGGUGGAUGGGGAGGUGGGUUCCAGAAUAAUUGGGAUUGGAAUGCGGGUGUGCAGAAAGUCGCUAAUGGGACGUUUGGGCCCAAGACUUGGAAGUGA